AUGAUAUAUGAGAGGAAAACCAAAUCCGUUCAAUCAUUCAUAUGGAUUUUUAAUUCCUUCCAUUUUGUACACUUCAAGGAAAAAAAUCUUCUAAGAAUUUUCCGGAUUUGUAGAGUUGAUUCCGAUGAGAGGAACAUUAUUCGUCGUCACCGUCUACCUUGCUAUUCGAAUUUCGAUCAAAUGAUUCGAAGAGAUCAUCGAGGAAAGGAAAACUCGACUACGAUACCUGCCUGA
Molecule: messenger RNA, 234 nt
Organism: Necator americanus (New World hookworm)
Lineage: Eukaryota; Metazoa; Nematoda; Chromadorea; Rhabditida; Ancylostomatidae
Exons: 4
Coding region: 1-234 (77 amino acids)
Source: RefSeq, a predicted model, not a curated record